Messenger RNA from Aspergillus sclerotioniger CBS 115572, 3503 nucleotides. RefSeq lists its product as uncharacterized. Gene Ontology annotation, cellular component: membrane. The record is from RefSeq and is a predicted model, not a curated record. Lineage: Eukaryota; Fungi; Ascomycota; Eurotiomycetes; Eurotiales; Aspergillaceae. The transcript has a single exon. Gene Ontology annotation, molecular function: ATP binding; ATP hydrolysis activity; ABC-type transporter activity. Gene Ontology annotation, biological process: transmembrane transport. The coding region runs from base 16 to 3321 and encodes 1101 amino acids.
CAAGCUUCUCAGUCGAUGUACGAUCUGUUCGACAAAGUCAUUGUUCUCUAUGAGGGCCAAGAGAUCUACUUUGGCCGCGGUGAUCGGGCCGUGCGUUACUUCGAAGAAAUGGGCUGGGAGUUGCCAGAACGUCAGGUUAGCGGCGACUUCCUAGCUUCUGUUACCAACCCAAGCGAACGAAAGGCCCGUCCAGACAUGGCGGACAAGGUGCCACGUACGGCGAAGGAGUUUGCGGAAUAUUGGAAGCGCAGCCCCGAGUAUAAGGAGCUCUGCUAUCAGAUAGAGGAGUAUCAGCGCGGUCAUCCUCCCAAUGCCGACGAGGCCAAGAUGUUCAAGGCCAACCACGAAGAACAACAGGCUCGUCAUACUCGGACGCGCAGCCCGUACCUUCUUUCGGUUCCGAUGCAAGUCCGUCUCUGCCUCCGCCGAGCUUUCCAGCGACUGCGAAACGAUAUACCAACGGCCAUGUCUACGGUUGUAGUGCAACUCAUUCUGUCUUUGGUCAUCGGCUCGAUCUUCUUCAAGUCUCCCCCAACUACCGCGUCAUUCUUCCAGAAGGGGGCGGUGUUGUACUUCGCUGUGCUCUUCAAUGCCUUGGUCACUCUCAAUGAGAUCAUUCAGUUGUACAUCCAGCGACCAGUCGCUGAGAAGCACGCAAGUUAUGCAUUCGUCCACCCCUUUACUGAGGCCCUGGCUAGUCUGAUCAUGGAUCUACCUAUCAAGUUUGUGCGCUGCUCCAUCUUCAGUGUCAUUCUUUAUCUCAUGUCCAACCUUCGACGAGAGCCCUCACAGUUCUUUAUCUUCUAUAUGUUUCUGCUGACUGCCGUGGUGACAAUGUCUGGGAUCUUCCGCAGCUUAGCUGCAGCCACGAGGACGAGCACACAGGCUAUGGCAAUGGCCGGUGUCUUCGUCCUAUGCAUUGUGGUAUAUACUGGGUUUGUCCUGCCGCAGCCGUCCAUGCAUCCAUGGCUCUCCUGGAUCCGAUGGAUAAACCCAGUCUACUAUGUCUUUGAGUCCUUGAUGGCGAAUGAAUUCCAUGGCAGGAAUUUUGAGUGCGCAUCGGUAAUUCCAAGCUACGCCACUGGUUCAUCCUUUAUCUGCUCCACCGUGGGUGCAGUUGCAGGGGAGCGGUUCGUCUCCGGGGACGCUUAUCUGGAGCAGAACUAUGAAUACUCCUACAGCCAUAUUUGGCGGAACUAUGGCAUCGUCAUCGCCUUCAUGAUAGUAUUCAACGGCCUCUAUCUGCUUCUUUCGGAAUACAACUCGGGUGAGAAAUCUAAAGCAGAAACCUUGGUCUUCCGCCCUGGUCAUGUUCCGCAAUUCCUUCUGUCUUCUAAUGGGAUUGAAGAUGGGCAGACGGACAAGCCUGAAUUGCAGGACAACGUUGAUGCAAUCCAUCUUCCUGAGCAGACGGAUAUCCUGUCCUGGAAGGGCCUCAGCUAUGAUAUUCCAGUCAAAGAGGGCACCCGUCGACUCCUGGAUAAUGUGAAUGGAUGGGUGAAGCCAGGUACCUUGACCGCGCUGAUGGGCGUUUCUGGGGCCGGGAAAACGACGCUUUUGGAUGUUCUCGCCCAGAGAGUGUCUAUCGGUGUUGUUACCGGUAAUGUUUUGGUGAACGGGCGAGCAUUACAGCCCAACUUUCCACGACAGACUGGAUAUGUACAGCAACAAGAUAUCCAUUUGGAGACAACUACGGUGCGCGAGGCUCUCCAGUUCAGUGCCAUGCUCCGCCAGCCCCAAUCGGUAUCCAUAAAGGACAAAUAUGCAUAUGUUGAGGAGGUCAUCAAAGUUCUUAGCAUGCAAGACUUUGCGGAAGCAGUUGUGGGCUCUCUGGGGGAAGGCUUGAACGUGGAGCAGAGGAAGUUACUGAGCAUCGGAGUCGAACUUGCUGCGAAACCUACCUUAUUGAUAUUCCUCGACGAACCAACCAGCGGCCUAGACUCUCAAAGCUCUUGGACAAUCUGCUCGCUUCUGCGAAGGCUGGCGGAUCAUGGCCAGGCAGUACUAGCUACGAUCCAUCAGCCGAGCGCUGUGUUGUUCCAGACCUUUGAUCGUCUGUUGUUCCUCGCGAAGGGUGGCAGGACUGUCUACUUCGGCGAUAUUGGGGACCAAUCUCGCAUGCUUCUGAAUUACUUUGAGCGCAAUGGUGCUAGACGCUGUGGGGAUAUAGAAAACCCCGCAGAGUAUAUGCUCGAUAUCGUCUCCGGGGAAUCAUCAGAGGGGUUUGAUUGGGUCAAAACUUGGAACGAUAGUCCAGAGUACAAGGAAGUAUUCGCCGAGGUCGAACGCCUCCAAGACGCUCGCCAACAACCCGAGCGACAGGUUCAAAAUGACGAUGACAUCCACUCUGAGUUCGCGAUGCCUUUAUACAGCCAACUCUACUACGUCUUGCAGCGUGUAUUUCAACAGUACUAUCGCCAGCCGGAAUACGUGUUCUCGAAGUACGCGUUGGGCAUCCUAUCAGGACUGUUCAUCGGCUUCUCUUUCUACAAGGCAGACAACACUCAACAGGGUUUCCAGAAUGCGCUCUUCAGCGUCUUCCUUCUGUGUACAGUCUUCACCUCGCUCGUCAACCAGAUCAUGCCCAAAUUCGUCGUGCAGCGGGCACUCUAUGAAGUCCGGGAGCGGCCGUCGCGGGUCUAUUCAUGGAAGGUGUUCAUUCUCUCACAGGUCCUCGUCGAGGUCCCCUUCCAGAUCCUUCUUGGGGUUUGCUCCUGGGCAUGUUUCUACUGGGCGGUGAUAGGCACGGAUCAGGAUGCUGAGCGGCGCGCCCUAGUCCUUCUCUUUAUCAUUCAAUUCUUCCUGUAUGCGUCCAGCAUGGCUCAGCUAGUCAUAUCCGCGCUGCCCGGAGCACCGCUGGCAGCCAUGUGUGCGACCCUCAUGUUCGCCUUUUCUUUCAUUUUUAACGGUGUCCUACAACCGCCCGCGGACUUGCCCGGAUUCUGGAUUUUCAUGUACCGCGUUUCCCCCUUUACCUACUACGUGGGUGGUGUCGGCAGCACCAUCCUUCAUGGUCGCCCAGUGGAGUGCAGCACUAAAGAACUCAGCAUCUUUGACCCCCCAUCCGGCUACACCUGCGGACAGUAUAUGCAGAAGUAUAUCGAAGCCGCCGGGGGGAAGCUAUCCAACGCCAACGCCACCUCUGCCUGCGAGUACUGCGCCAUGGCAGUCGCUGACGAGUACCUGUCUCUGCGUUGGAUCUACUGGAAAGAUCGGUGGAGGGACUAUGGCAUCUUCUGGUGCUUCUGCGUGUUCAACGUGGCCUGCGCUGUCAUGUUGUACUAUGUCUUCAGAGUGAAGAAGUGGGGAAAGCGGAGCUAGACUUUCUUUGACUAUUGACCAGACUGUGCUACUUCCUUGAGGGGAUUCAUACUCUACUUUACAGCUGGUUUCGGAUAUACUUGGCUUUAUUUGUUAAUACUAAUUCGACUGUUUAUAUGGUUCGCUAGUUAAUGUGGAUUUGGAUAUACGUUAACUGGACUUCACUCAGUCCAUAAAUUGAC